AGUCAGAAAACGUUCCCUCAUAAAAACCCUUCAUCAACCUAAAUCUUUCUAUCAGCAAAAACCUCCAGUCCUCCACCCACGAAAUACUCCAAACCCCACCUCCAUCAGUGAAAACCUCCACCCACGAUACUCCAGAAAUUGAAGCCCGACCUCCAUCAACAAACUGAGGACGAAAUUGCUACGAAACUUUCAGACACAAUCGGCACCGCACGACCGUCUUCGGCACUCAAUUGGUUGAAAUCUUACUAUUGGGAUUCUCAGAAGAGUGCAAUUCCAUACCAUAGUGCAAAAGUGAAUUAUUCGUUGUUGGCAGCCUAAUCUGCUGCUGUUGGGUUUUGGGCUUCUGCCUAAGUGGAUGCCGGUGAAUUGAAGGCUAUUAGGGCAGCUUCAGCUAAUUUCGUUUACCUCGGUUGACUUAACUAGCUUAUUUUUUGUGUUUAGUUUUCUGUUAUUUUGAAUAGAUUUUAGGCUAGCUUUAUUCUUUUAAGCUUGCAGCUUGUUGCAGGCCUAAGUGGCAGUUUGAGCUUGUACAAACUUGAAAGCGCUUUUGAUUAAUAAUUUUUCUUUUUUGCCAAAAAAUAUUAUGGUGAUUUAUUUUCCUAUUUCAUUUUAAUAUUUGAAUUGUACUGUGACUCACCAUAAACCAAUUCUUUGUUAAGAAUUAUUAAUUUUUAUGGCUUCCGGAGAAGAUCAUCCUCCUUCUCAGGGGGAUACGCAGGAGAAGACGAAGAAAAACGCAACUCAUAAAAGGAGAGGGCCUACAACGGCGAAGUAUAUCAUGGAAGAUGAUGAUGGACCAUAUGCUCUUCAGUGGAGUGACGAUGGUUCUGCUAUUGGAGAAUUCAUGAAUAGGUACAUAGCCUAUACUGGGUCAAUUACUCGUUCAAAGGUCAAGAUUCACAUUACACACUGGAGAAUGGUUGUGAGGAAAUAAAGGAAAGAUUAUGGGUUUGUAUCAAGAAAUUAUUCUUGUGUGAUGAUAACAAGAAAGAAUUUGUGCUGAGGGAUUGCAAUAAAAGGUGGAAGGAUUUCAAGACCAGAUUGACGAUCGCUUAUUUCAAUUAAUGCACAAAAAAUGAAGUGGACAACCCACCAUGGCAGGAAUACGCAGGCAUUGAUGAGGAAGAUUGGAAAGUCUUUAAAGAGCAACGUGAAUCAGAUGAAUUCAAGGUUACCAGUGAAAGAAAUCGAGCUAACCAAGCCAAGAAUUUGUAUCCCCAUCACUUGGGUCGCGGUGGAUAUGGAAAACUAGAAGAACGGUUUGUCCAAGAGCAACUGAAAAAGGCCAUGUUGUCUGGUGCAUCUUCUUCAAAGGGUGUUGAAUCAGGUGAAACACCUGUAGUAACUCCAAGACCUCGUUAUGAAAGGUGGAUGGAUGGAAGAAAGGACAAGAACGGGAAUAUCCCUAAUGAGAAAACGAAAUUGGUUGUAGAGAAGCUCAUAAGUAUCCUUUUCAUAUUUCUCUUUAUAAUUUCUUAGUCUAUUCUGUUAACUGAGGUGUGAUGUGUGGCCCACCAAUUAAAUUUCCCUCCAUUUUUUCCUAACAUACGUUCAUUGUUUGACUUCUUCUCUGCCAUUCUUCUUCUUCUUUGAUUUGCAUGACUAAUCUGUUGCUAUUUGAUCUGCAUUUCAUGCUGCUGUUAUCUGAUCUGCAGUGUUUUUUUACUGAUCUACACUAAUCUGUUAUCUGAUCUGCACUGUUUUGCACUGAUCUUCUAUCAGAUCUGCACUGUUCUACACUGUUCUGCACUGUUCUGCACUUAUCUGAUCUGCACUCUUUUGCACUGAUAUGCUAUCUGAUCUGGACUAUUUUGCACUGAUCUGCACUAAUCUCUUGACUGAUCUGCACUGAUAUGCACUGAUCUGCACUGGCAGCACUGAUCUGCACUGACUGACCUGAAUGAUCUGUAGCUGUUGCUGACUCGUCUGUUUGAUAUGCACUGACUCAUCUAUCUGAUCUGCACUAACUGAUCUUCCUGACUGAUCUGUUGCCCUGUAAUAUUCCAAUAAAUUUUCACAAACAUUAGCUAAUCUAAGUUAAGACUCCUUGAACGUUUAAACUUUCCCCAAACCCAAUUCAUUUGCAGGAUUCCUUUAUUCAAAUCAACUGAAGUUAAUAAGUGUUUAGUUAGUGAAUUCAUAGAUUACAUAAUUCACUUUAUUAAAUCUUUUGUCUGAUUAUAUUGUUCCGUUUGCAAACAGAAUGAGCUAAGGGAAAAGGAAAAAUCAGGGGAGUUUGUUUCUCAUGGAAGCCAUGACAUUUUAACUGAAGCGCUUGGAAAUCCUGAGCAUGGAGGCCAUGUAAGGGGAGUGGGCGGAAAAGCAACGCUUACAUCAGUUUUUAAAAGAAAGAGGCGUUGUAAUCAAACAGAGGGUAUGCUUACAAUUAAACAAGUGGAAGAAAUUACAAAUUUCCUCACUGAACAAGUAAGGGAGCAGACAAGGGCUGAAAUGAGAGUUGUUACCCUUGAUGUCUUGAAAUCUUGUGGUAUACAAGUACGUAAAGAUUUGGAGGUUAAUAUGAUUGAUGUUCCCACUCGUAGUAGUUGUCAGUUUAUUGAUCCCGAUCCUUUCGCGAAUAGCUCUAAGGAACCAAUUCCUUGUGAUAUAUUAAUACUUGAAGAAAGCUCUGGAAUUCGAGUUGUGGCAACAGGUACAUUGUUGAAAAGCGUACCAGGGGAGCUUGUUCAUGGAGUUCCAUUACUUGAAGAUCAUGUCAAGAACUUGAUCGAUCAACCACCACCACCAAAGGAGAUUAGAAAUAAUCUAAUGGAGGGUAAGAAACUAGUUGACACCGGUUCAGCUGUUGAAUCUCGUUUUAAUAAUAAUGAAGAAGAACUCGCCCCCUUCCUUAUUGGCAAGGACAUGUUUUUGGCAUUGCCAAAUAGCUGCAAGCAAUUAUACAACUUGUAUAAGAAUCGAGAUGUUGAUUUCAGCGUUGAUGUCGAUUUCGAAGAGGAUAUCUUAUACUAUCCUGAUAAAGUUUCUUUUACUGCUUACGUGUUUGGUGAUGAUCUUAAAAAAUUACUGAACAUGGAAUACAUACGUACAUCUUGUGUGGAUAUCUGGAUAAGGUUUUUGCAAAACGAGAUCACGAAAAACAAGCUCCAAGAAGAAGUUGGAUUUUUUUGUCCGCAUAAGCUAGGGCUGGUUAAACUUCGUCCCAGUAUCCACACAAAAUAUGUGAAUCAUUCAAUUACCAAGCAAAGUACGAAGAAAUAUAUACUUGCCCCGGUCCGUCAAGAUAAAUAUCAUUGGAUGUUGGUUGUGAUUUGCCUUGAAAGAGGGGAAGCCUUUUUCUUUGAUUCCAUGGCUGAUGGGUCGUUAGAGAAUUCGCAUACCAAAGGCUCCUUGUCUGUCGCAUAUAGGACUUUAAUGAACAUGUACAAAGGAUCUCGGAAAACGAAUCUAACGUGGAAGGUGGUUAAGUGUCCUCGUUCUCAACAAGUUGGGCUAGUUGAGUCCGGCUAUUAUGUCAUGAAGUAUAUGGAUCAAAUAGUAUCGCUUGUAUCGAAAAAGGAACGUGAUUUUCAAAAGAAUUUCAAUCUGGAAGCAUAUACUCAAGAAAUUAUCGAUGAUGUUCGCGAAAGAUGGUGUAGAUUUUUCAUUGAUAAUUGUUUAUAGUUAAUUAAUUUCAGUUUGACACUUAGUUGACAUAAAAUUCUCAAAUUCAUGUCCAGGAUUUUCUAAUAUGUAAAAAUACAAUCAAAAGUAUUAUGUAUGACUUUUAUCAAUUUUUGAGAUUAUAUUGUA
Messenger RNA from Spinacia oleracea (spinach), 3753 nucleotides. RefSeq lists its product as uncharacterized. The record is from RefSeq and is a predicted model, not a curated record. The transcript is spliced from 12 exons. The coding region runs from base 2377 to 3624 and encodes 415 amino acids. Gene Ontology annotation, biological process: proteolysis. Gene Ontology annotation, molecular function: cysteine-type peptidase activity. Lineage: Eukaryota; Viridiplantae; Streptophyta; Magnoliopsida; Caryophyllales; Amaranthaceae.